Messenger RNA from Meloidogyne enterolobii, 556 nucleotides. The record is from the annotation of a GenBank genome assembly. NCBI's taxonomy places the organism in Eukaryota, Metazoa, Nematoda, Chromadorea, Rhabditida, Meloidogynidae.
UUUCUUUUUAUAUUUUUUUGUAUGAACCCCCAAAUACUAACUUUAAACAAAUUCCAAAAAUCACCACAAUUCCUUCUCUCCUUUUACUCUAAAUCUAACAAUUUAAUUAAAUACAUAAAAAGUUGAAGUAUACACAUUUUUAGAAUUAAGAAGAAAACUAGAGAGGACGGAGGGCACAAAAAUGAAACUUUUUAAAAUUUUCUCGAAUUUUUUUAAAUUUUUUGUGCCCGAUAUUUUAAAUCAAUUCGAUGUGAAUUUUUCUUUUUUUUCAAAUUUUUUUAAAAAUAGGUUAAAAAAAUUUAGGGUUAGUUCACGACCGUUUUCUAUUUACUUGCCAAUUUUCCACUCCCCUAAUUUUCUACUCCCCUAUACUUGCCAACAGUGCUGGGUAUGGCUCCGGGAGCUAGCUCCGGAGCCCGGCUCCGGAGCCGGCUCCGGCGGAGCCGGAGCUAAGAUUUUGGAAACCCCGGAGCCGGAGCCAAGAAUUUCAAACCCCGGAGCCGGAGCCGGAGCCAAGGUUUUCCAAUUCCCCACGGCUCCGGCUAUACACCCCUAA